CACAUAAUGGAGGAAACCUACAUUUGCAUGAUACGGCAGCAUACCGACAAUGAUGCAGCAGUAUUUGUGAAGGGGUCUCAGAGACACAACAACCAGUGCUAACAUUUCAGCUCUUGUCUUACUUUGAGACAUGUCAAAAGACCAAGUUAGUAGUGAGAACAUGCAACUCAGUGUGGAGCAGCUGCACCAGAUAGAGCAGAACAGGCGUGCUGCACUGCAAAGACUGGCCAUCCGAAAUGUACCUGUACCCGUUGGUGAAAGCUGGCGAAGACAAAUUGGGACUGAAUUUACAAAACCUUAUUUUACAAAGCUUAUGUCAUUUGUUACAAUGGAGAGGAAAUGCUUUACUGUCUAUCCCAGCCCUGAGCAGGUGUUUAAUUGGACAACUUUGUGUGCGAUUGAAGAAGUAAAAGUGGUCAUUCUUGGGCAAGACCCUUAUCACCAUCCAGGUCAGGCUCAUGGAUUGGCCUUCAGUGUGCUGAGGCCAAAAUCUCCUCCCCCAAGUUUGGAAAACAUAUUUAUCGAGCUGAAAGAAGACAUUGUUGGCUUCCAGCACCCAGGUCAUGGAGACCUCACAGAAUGGGCCAAACAGGGUGUUCUUCUGCUCAAUUCUGUGUUGACAGUGAGGGCUCAUCAGCCAACCUCCCAUGAAGGUCAAGGCUGGGAGCUCUUCACAGAUGCCGUGGUCCUUUGGCUCAGUCGCAACCUCACUGACCUGGUCUUUCUGCUCUGGGGCUCAUAUGCUCAGAGGAAAGGCAAAGUGAUUGACAGAAAACGUCAUCAUAUCCUUAAAGCUUCACAUCCAUCACCGUACUCAGCACACUUGGGCUUCUUUGGAUGUAGGCACUUCUCCAAAACUAACAUGUUACUCAAAGCAUCAGGAAAGAAGCCAGUUGAUUGGACAGCUCUCUAAAAUUAUUAUGAAUUAUGUAUGUCAUUGACGUCUAUUUGUCAAACAGAGCAGUCUUGAACAUUAAAACAUUAGUGGUUCUGUAUAUUGUACGACUCUUUGUGUAGUUAUGACAAAUAUGUAAAUGUAUCUAAGAUGCCCUGUUGUGCUGUAACUUGGGUUUGACCUUGAAAUCAUCCAUAAUAAAUUGUAUAAACUGUACAAUAAAUGAAUACAAUUAAUGUCAACUGUACUUAUUGUAAUUUCAAAGUCAUACUGGACUAAAAUAUAUAAUUUUUUUAAACUAUACCUUCAAAGUCUUGAAUUGAAAAACUUUUUUGAUAAGUUCAUUGUGUAAUGUGCAAACAAACAAUCCAACCAACAAAUAAGUAAUAAUAUUCUUGUAUAGGAAACAAUCAAAAUAUUUAAUGAAAAUAUAAGUGAAUUAUCAUACACAGUAGGCUAAUGGUUGGAAGCACAAUCUUAAACACCUAUAAACAGUAUAAAAUUAGAUUUUAAAUAUAAAUUAUAUUACUGUAAAUCAGGGCUUGAGAUUAACUUUUUGGCUCACCGGCCACUGAGGCUAGUGGUAUUCCAAAGUCACUAGCCACUCAGCGUUUUCACUGGUCAAAAUCCCCUGCCCCACAAAAACCGAUAAAGGUAACUGGAGACUGUAACUGCAUGCAUUUCUUUGGACAUUUUAUUUUAACGAGAAUGAUCUGAGAUCAUCAGGACG
Molecule: messenger RNA, 1625 nt
Organism: Myxocyprinus asiaticus (Chinese sucker)
Lineage: Eukaryota; Metazoa; Chordata; Actinopteri; Cypriniformes; Catostomidae
Product: uracil-DNA glycosylase-like
Exons: 7
Coding region: 131-913 (260 amino acids)
Biological process (GO): base-excision repair; base-excision repair, AP site formation via deaminated base removal
Cellular component (GO): nucleus; mitochondrion
Molecular function (GO): uracil DNA N-glycosylase activity
Source: RefSeq, a predicted model, not a curated record